Molecule: messenger RNA, 5098 nt
Organism: Brassica napus (rape)
Lineage: Eukaryota; Viridiplantae; Streptophyta; Magnoliopsida; Brassicales; Brassicaceae
Product: PH, RCC1 and FYVE domains-containing protein 1-like
Exons: 8
Coding region: 582-3698 (1038 amino acids)
Molecular function (GO): metal ion binding
Source: RefSeq, a predicted model, not a curated record
CUAUGCCUCUCUCUCUCUCUCUAAAGAUGAAACAGAUAAAAUCAAAUAAAACAAAAAUAAAAAAUUCAAGAAUAAAAAGAAAAGGUUUUGAUACGAGAGCAAACCAGAGGCGUAGAUUCUCAAAUCACCAAGAGCCUCUCGAAUUCUCCCUCCAUCCUCCUCGCCGGCGUUCAACCUCGACGUUACACCUUUCUACGUCCCACGUUUUGACGUUGAUCCGAGAUUCUUUUCGAGGAUCGCUUUCUUAUCAGAGACUUGGCCUUGGAACAUAUUUUUGAAGAAUCUAUAUAGCUAGCUAGGGUUCUUAGGUCUGGUGAAGAAUACGUGCAGUAAAAAUUGUUCGUAUAUCUCUAGGAGUUGGAUUUUGAUAUUCUGGUUGAUGUACAUUUUGGACGUGAGAGUUUUGGAUUCCUUUUUUUGAAAAAUAUUUCAAUUUUUUGACGGAAGCUUACUUCUUGGUAACUACCAUGCAUGCAUGGGUUAGAUAGGGACUCGUCUUCGUGCAAUGAAAUGAGAUUCAACUGAUGUUAAACGAUUUGCUGGAUAAUGUUCCGAAAGGGAACUAGUUAUUUUCCGUUCCAAUGGCUGAGAGAGACGUCGAACAGGCCAUUACGUCACUUAAGAAAGGUUCCUACUUGCUGAAAUACGGUCGCAGGGGGAAGCCUAAGUUCUGUCCAUUCCAGCUUACAAGUGACGAGUCAACAUUAGUAUGGUACUCUGGCAAAGAAGAGAAGCAGAUUAAGCUUAGUCAAGUCCUCAGAAUUGUUCCUGGACAACGCACGGCUACAUUUAAGAGAUAUCCACGGCCGGAGAAAGAGUAUCAGUCCUUUUCCCUCAUAUGUCCUGAUAGGUCCUUGGAUUUGAUAUGUAAAGACAAGGACGAAGCAGAAGUGUGGGUUGUUGGUUUGAAGGCACUGAUCACUCGUGUAAAAAUCUCCAAAUGGAAAAACACUAUUAAACCUGAGAUCACUUCACCAGAAUGUCCAACACCUCAAGCACGAAGAGUGUCUCCAUUCGUAUCAAUCCUUGAUCAAGUUACUCAGCCCUCUACCGAGACUUCUACACCAAACCGUUUAGGAAAAGUCUUUUCCGACAUUGUCUCAAUAACUGCACCAGCCAAUAACAAUCAGACAGAAGCCAAUACUCUCAAUCCCAACCUAUACUGUCCUAUUUCUCCUGGUAAUGUGGAAAACCCGAAUUCACGGUUCUCCACCGGGGGUGACCUGGCUAGACUCAGCCUAUCUAGCGCUGUGAGUACAUCUAGCCAUGGUUCGUAUCACGAAGAGUUUGAUGCUUUAGGUGAUGUUUUCCUCUGGGGUGAAGCUAUAAGUGACGGUGUACUAAGUGGUACUGGAAAGACAUUACAUUCCACUACAGAGGAUGCACUUUUACCUAAAACAUUAGAGUCCACAAUAGUUCUCGAUGCUCAAAACAUAGCAUGUGGUAGGUGUCAUGCUGUUUUAGUUACAAAACAAGGAGAGAUCUUCAGCUGGGGAGAGGGAACAGGUGGGAAACUAGGACAUGGCUUAGAAAAAGAUACUCACCAACCAAAGUUCAUUAGUAGUGUCAGAGGGAUGAAUUUCAAAUCUUUAGCCUGUGGUGAAUUUCAUACAUGUGCUGUUACUCAAUCUGGCGAUCUUUAUACUUGGGGUGACGGCACUCGAAAUGUCGAUUUGCUUGGUCAUGGGAGUGAAUCCAGCUGCUGGAUUCCCAAGAGGGUGACUGGUGUCUUACAAGGAAUGCAUGUGUCUUAUGUGGCUUGUGGUCCUUGGCAUACAGCAGUGGUUGCAUCAUCAGGACAGUUGUUUACAUUUGGAGACGGAUGUUUUGGUGCACUAGGUCAUGGAGACAGAACAAGCUCUAGUGUUCCGCGCGUAGUUGAAAGCCUAAGUGAAGUAAGAGUAAUGAAGGUUGCUUGUGGAUUUUGGCAUACAGCUGCAGUGGUGGAGGUUACAAAUGAAGCAUCUGAUGCAGAGCUCUACUCUUCGUGUGGACAACUGUUCACAUGGGGAGAUGGUGAGAAAGGCCAGCUUGGUCAUGGUGACAAUUCGGCAAAGCUACUCCCUGAGUGUGUAACCUCAUUGACAGAUGAAAACAUCUGCCAAGUUGCUUGUGGACAUAGUCUCACUGUCUCUCUUACAUCCAAUGGACAUGUCUAUACAAUGGGUAGCCCGGCUUACGGCCAGCUGGGCAACCCUACGGCCAAGGAGAAGGUCCCUUCACGGGUCGAAGGAGACAUAGCAGAGACUUGUGUAGAGGAGAUUGCGUGUGGUUCUCAUCAUGUGGCUGUGUUGACAUCUAAAUCAGAGGUUUACACUUGGGGAAAAGGAUUAAAUGGUCAGUUAGGACACGGAACCGUUGAGAACAAAAGAGAACCUGCUGUUGUUGGGUUUUUGAAAGAAAAACAAGUCAAGGCUAUAACAUGUGGUUCCAACUUCACUGCUGUGAUUUGUCUUAACAAAUGGGUACCUGGCUCUGAACAUUCUCUCUGUGCUGGUUGCCGUAACCCUUUCAAUUUUAGAAGAAAACGUCACAAUUGUUACAACUGUGGUCUCAUCUUUUGUAAAGUAUGCAGCAGUAGAAAGUCUUUGAGAGCUGCUCUUGCGCCUGAUAUGAACAAACCAUAUAGAGUGUGUUAUGGAUGUUUCACCAAGCUGAAAAGGUCUAGAGAACUGUCUCCUCCUCCUCCUACUCCACGUACAAGAAACCUUUUGAAUAUGCGAAAAUCGACCGAUGUUUCAGAAAAAACUCCAAAACUCCUCUCACCACACUCCAGAAUAGCCUCGGCUGACUCUUUAGUGCAAUAUGGCGAAGGAAGACACAGCAAAAGAGACGUGAAACCGGAAGCAAGUAACAGUAAUGUCUUCGCCUUAGGCAGUGUACAGCCAGCUAUGUCGCCGUUAUUAAGAGGAUCAAUAGCUUGGCCUAGAAUCUCCAAAAAUAUGAUAGUUAAAGUUCCUGGUUCAAGAGUUAGCUCUCGCACAGCGUCUCCUGUUUCAGUGAAGUCAACUAGUCCACGCCCAUCUCAUGAAGUAACAACUGAUGAAUCUAAACACAUAAAAGACAGUUUUGGUCAAGAAAUUGUGGGUCUAAAGGAACAUGUAGAACAACUGACUUCCAAAACACAACAACUUGAAGAAGAACUUGAAAAAACUAAAAGGCAGUUGAAAGUGGUCACUGCAAUGGCAGCAGAUGAAGCAGAGGAAAACAGAUCCGCAAAAGAGGUUAUUAGAUCUCUAACCACUCAGGUACAUUUAUCUUACUUCUUAUGUUUCUUAUAUCGAUGUCGCAUAAUGUUAACAAUGGUCUUGCAGUUGAAGGAAAUGUCUGGAAGAUUACCUCAAAAGGAUGAUACUAGCACUAACUUAAGACACACAGAAAAAGAGACAACAUUAGAGAGUCAAACUCAGACUAGUUCCCAGACACAUAUAAGAAGUAUGGUCCCUCAUGAUAGUCAAUCAGAAAACAACUUAAGUAAGAGUUUUGUUAAUGGACAUAGAAGACAUAAUGAGAAGGCAGAGAGAGUUGUGCAAGACGAACCUGGAGUUUAUUUGACACUGUUGUCUUUACCUGGUGGUGGUAAUGAACUCAAGCGUGUCCGGUUCAGCCGGAAACAGUUUACUGAAGAACAAGCAGAGAAGUGGUGGGGUGAAAAUGGAGGUAAAGCUUGUGAGCGACACAACAUUCUAGUUUCCUAGGAUCUCAUUUGUCUUCAAUAGAGAAAGAAAGGGAGAGAGAGACAGACAAAGACAAAGAAAAGAUAGCGACAUGUAGAAUAAAUAGAGAAACAUAUGUUUUGAGGGUUAAAACCAACAUGUUUUCUGCUAUCAAUAGAAAAAAGUUUGAUGAACUGAGUAUUGCGUGGUUCCCAAGGAAUAUGAGCAUUUAAACGAGGAAUAUCUCUGUUGAAUACGUGUAAGUAAAGAAACAGUUCUACAAUAAUCAUAAUCACCAAGAAUGCAUCAAUCACAACAAGUCAACAACACUGAGGAAACCUGAUGAGCUCUUAUUAACUGACAAUAGUCAUAAUCACCAAUUAUUCAAAUGGGAAAUUUGGUUUGGUUUUAGAUUGUUUUUUGUCAAAAUAAAAAGAAGAUAAUAGGUUUGUGUUCGAUUGUAUUUCUUUUUGUAAAGUAUGUUAUUAAUUGUUUGUCAAAAAAAGAGUAUGUUAUUAAUUUUUUGGAUUGAAAAAUCUUUACGGUAGAAUAAGAUCUUUUCGAGUUUUGAAUUCGUGAUUUAUUUGUGCCAGAUUUUUUUUUUAACUGGUUUGGUUUGGGUUUUGUUAAGAUUUAAGUCAGAUGAAAUUUCAAUUUGGUUUAAUAAGGAGCUUACAUAUAUAAACAUUAUACCAAUUUGUCUAUAUAGACGUUUUCAACUCCAACAUUGAAAGGAUAUCUACUUUUAGCAAAAAGAAAAGAUUAUAAUUUUGUAUCCAUUUAUUAAUUAAUUACUAUAUGAUACUAUCUUAUUCUCAAAUUAAGUGAUGGUAGAUCACAAAAGGCCAACUUUCGUUGUCUCGGUUGAUACCUAUUUUUGUCUCUUCAACUUUUGUUUUGGGAGAAUGUUGUUUUGGGAGAAUGAGUCUAGAAGGAUAAUGAAUAAGAUCAUGCUGACUCAGAGGAGGUUACGUAACGUGGAAAGGCUAGUCAAAGUAGAGAGUACGGUAGUAGUGAGAGGUAUCAUUUGGAUGAUCAUUGUAAACUCUAGUUUAUAGUUUGGCCACUUUUAAUUUUUUUAGUAAUUUAUAAUUCAUAGGCAUAGACUCAAUUUACUAUGCGUUGUGAUUAGCCAUAGACUCAAUUAAGGUUAUUAAUUAAGUAGAAUACUGCCAUCAAUAUAAACAUUUACUUAUCACAAUUGUAAAGUAAGUUAUUAACAUAAUCUUGGUUAAAGUUAUUAAUGUCAUUUUCUGAGAAAUACAUUAAGCUUAUUCAUACAUGAAACAUGUGCCAUUUAUUUAUAACAACAUUCCAAACAAUCAUUUCAAAUUACACAUUUUGGCCAGUCUAAAUAAUUACAAUCAUCAUGAGUCUCCACUCUUUAGGCUUGGCCCAUGGCACAAGCAAAGUAAGCAAUGGCUUAAGUCCCAACAAAUUUA